Ilex paraguariensis (yerba mate) is the source of this 858-nucleotide messenger RNA. Lineage: Eukaryota; Viridiplantae; Streptophyta; Magnoliopsida; Aquifoliales; Aquifoliaceae. The record is from the annotation of a GenBank genome assembly.
AUGGCUAGCAGUAGCCCUAACAACAUCAAUGGCGUUGGCGGCGUCACUGGUUUUGGUAGUGGUGGUGGUGGUGGUGAGAACCACCCUUGCAUUACGAGAUUCGUCGACCGAGGUUCUCUUGAAAGCCACCGGUUGUACCUUGCUCGUCGGACAGUUCUGGAGAUGCUGAGAGAUAGGGGCUACAUUGUUCCCGAUUCUGAGAUUGAUCGUUCUCUCUCAGAUUUUCGUUCUGCUUUUGGCGACAAUCCCAACCUUGAGCGCCUCCGUAUCUGUGCUUCCCUCCGCUCAAACCCCUCUAAAAAGGGUGUGUAUGAGUGUGUUGGGUUUUCAUAUAGAAAAGAUUUUGCUCUGUUUAUCGAUGGAAAAGGCUACAAUGAACUCGAUAGCCCGAUUCUGGUUAUUUUUUGUGGAACUGCAGAAAUCAGAAAAGCGGUUAUCAUAGGCAUUUUGAGUCAGAUCGUCAACAAGGAAAGUUUGCACAGGGUGAUCUUAGUUUUGCAAAGCAAAAUGAAUUUCCAUGCUCGAAAAAUAGUGGAUGAGUAUUCAAUCAAAGUUGAGACUUUCCAAGUAAGUUACUUUGUGCUUAAUCAAACUUCACAGUUCCAAUUUUGUUACAAGGUUACUGACUUGCUGGUUAAUUUUACAAAGCAUGUGUUGGAGCCAAAGCAUGAGAUUCUGACUGCUGUGGAGAAGCAAAAGCUGCUAAAGAGAUACAAUGUGGAAGACAAGCAGAUUCCUCGAAUGCCACAGAAUGAUGCAACUGCGAGGUACUAUGGACUUGAGAAGGGGCAGGUGGUGAAAGUUACUUACGAUGGCGAACUUACUGGUUCAAUUGUCACUUACCGCUGUGUUAUGUGA